Molecule: messenger RNA, 5642 nt
Organism: Numida meleagris (helmeted guineafowl)
Lineage: Eukaryota; Metazoa; Chordata; Aves; Galliformes; Numididae
Gene: SCIN
Product: scinderin
Exons: 29
Coding region: 2215-4194 (659 amino acids)
Biological process (GO): barbed-end actin filament capping; actin polymerization or depolymerization; actin filament severing
Cellular component (GO): actin cytoskeleton; cytoplasm
Molecular function (GO): phosphatidylinositol-4,5-bisphosphate binding; actin filament binding
Source: RefSeq, a predicted model, not a curated record
UGUUAAGCAUUUAUCAAACUUGAGAGGGGGAAGAAAAGAAAAAGGAAAGUAGGAGGACUUGCCAAGUUCCUGGAAAGGACUUUCCACUUGUCUGGAGCUUACUGACUUCGAUGUAUCUGGAUUGUUCUUUUCUACUUACCAGUUCAUCAGCAAGGAAAAAAACCACUACAUUCCAAAUUUACGUUAAAGUUAAGAACUGGCUACGUAAAUUUGCAAGGCACUGAACUUCUCAGUUUUCUUGGAGACCAGAAUCAUACUUCCACAUCUGGAAAUUGGGCAGAAAGAGAACCAUACAACUGAUGUGAAACAUCUGGAAGAGUCAGGAGGAGAGACAUACAGCAUUAUUAAGGUGUAGCAUAUACACAGUUUUAUGUGCAAAGAAGUGUUCACCAGCCCCAUGUGGUAUCACCAUCUUUGAGAUGACUCAAGAAAGGAUCAGAAUCAAAUGGCUUCCUACAAGAUGUGGAACAAGCUGUAUGUUGUAUGACUCCGAAAGCUGACUGUGUCAGUGCAUUCAAGUGAGAGAUGUUGUUCCUCAUCGUCAUCUUCAUGAAUAAACAGAAGUUGUCCCUGUCAAUUCUUUGAGACUGUUUUCUUUCAUCUCUGUGGAAGGAAUGAUGAAAAGAAGAAAGAGAAGCGUCCUGUUAUACAACGUUUGAAGUUCAUCAGGAAGUCCCUCUUUUUUCAAAGCGAAUGAAAGCAACAGUUUUGCGAUACCUAUUCCAACCUGUGAAGAUCAAGGAAAAUAAUAAAAUCAGCAUACCCGGCAUUGCAGUCCAACAUGAAUGAUCCACACCUAGAAGCAAACUGCUUUUUGACAAUGAGCUGAUGGAGCAAACUUACUCUUUUUAGAUACCUUGUCUCAUAAGAAAUUUAAGACUAAUGUGCUAGUAUGUUAUCUUGUUCUGCACUUACCUGGUUUGGUAAAGAAGAGCACUGCCAGCAGCCAAACUUACAGUUUUCUCUUGCAACUGGCAGAGAAUGUCACCAGCUAUUUAAAUCACUUUUGCUACCAAACAAUGAUAAUGUGUAUUUGAACAAAUAUCUCCAAUGUUAAAUGAUCCCCUUGUUUCAGCCUUGCUUUUAACCUUCUCAAAAGCUCUCCAGCAACAGAAAUCUCUUAAGCUCAUUAUAGUGCACCAGACUGAAAGGUAUGUUAAUAAUUAAUUAAGUUCAGUGGAAAGGUUUGAAAAAUAAUGCAAAUAACUCCAUGAGAGAAAGAAUGCAAUAUGUUUAUUACAGGGAACUGUAACCACUAUGUUUUUAGUAUCGCAGUUCAUUGAAGGCUGUUCCAUUUCUGUUACUAUUUCUCCUCUGUAUUUUAACAGGCAGCCACUGGACUCCUCUGAGAUUGGAGCCAUGGUGACAGGAGUUGUAUAAAUGAAGAAGUUUGCAGAUGACACUAAGCUGGGAGGAAGUGUUGAUCUGCCUGAGGCACCUAAGCCACAAGAAAUGAAUGGUAUGUGAGAUAAGAAGCAAAAUUUUCUGCUUGACCAAGACACUGAUGGCUCAUUAAGGCUGGAGUGUGCAGUGCAGCCAUCUCACUCUCUGGAAGAGGCCACAGGAAUCCCAGACUAAACAUCAGGGUGCUGAAGAGAAAGCAUUUCAGCAGAGACUCCACAACCAUAUCCAUGCUAAUGUACCAGCCUUCUGGUUCUAUGAAGUCUGUACAUCUGCAAAUUCUAUGGAAGAUACUAGCAGUCCUAAGCUGUGUCUUUGUUAUCCUAUCAGGUCAGUCUCUCAGUCAUUUGAAGAUAAAAAAAAAAAAUUGCAUAGCCCAUCAUACUCUUGAGAACUGGAGAGCCUGAGUACCAUCAUAAGCUUGCUUUGGAAACUGCCUGCCCUCUCUACCUGUAAGCUGGCAGAUCUAGUCAAGAAGGCUCUGGAACAGAACUUAAAAAUAUUGAACAGGAAAGAACAGAGACCUCAGAGCAUUGCACCAGGAUGGUGGGAUGGAUUUCCACCAGCAGGAUAAACAGGAGACCCUGGGAAAAAAGGCAAAUAAUCUGGAGAAAAGUAUUUCAUUUGGGACACACAGUGCUUUAUCAAGCGGGCUCAGCACCACCGGGUCCAAAGCCCUAGCAGAAUGAAGGUUAAAUACUUUGCAGUGAGCUGUGCUGUGCUCAGCUGGACCUUGAACAAAGCAGAGCACCUGCAGGUUUCCUUUUCUGACAGGAGGGUUAAAGCACAGUUGUCUGGCAAGCUGAUGGAAGGAUGCUCACCAAAAUGGGAGAUGGUGGGAAAGAAUGUACUCAGGAUGAAAGUACAGCUGCAGCUAUCUUCACUGUUCAACUGGAUGACUACUUAGGAGGAAAGCCUGUACAGAGCAGAGAAAUUCAAGGAUAUGAAUCUAAUGAGUUUGUGAGCUAUUUCAAAGGAGGAAUUAAAUACAAGGCAGGUGGUGUUGCCUCUGGAUUUAAUCACGUUGUUACUAAUGACCUGAGUGCCCAGAGGCUUCUCCAUAUCAAGGGCCGCAGAGUUGUGAGAGCCACAGAAGUCCCCUUGACUUGGGCCAGCUUCAACAAAGGAGACUGUUUCAUUAUUGACCUUGGAACUGAAAUCUAUCAGUGGUGUGGUUCUUCAUGCAACAAAUACGAGCGUCUGAAAGCCACUCAAGUUGCCGUUGGCAUUCGGGACAAUGAACGAAAUGGGAGGUCCAGAUUAAUUACUGUGGAAGAAGGAGGUGAACCAGAUGAGCUCAUAACGGUCUUAGGGGAAAAGCCAGAGCUUCCUGAAUGUAACGACGAUGACGAUGAGAAGGCUGAUAUUACAAAUCGGAGGAGCGCUAAACUAUAUAUGGUGUCAGAUGCAAGCGGAUCCAUGAAGUUGUCAGUGGUAGCAGAGGAAAACCCCUUCUCCAUGGCUAUGCUUUUGUCAGAGGAAUGUUUCAUUCUGGACAACGGUGCUGCAAGGAAGAUCUUUGUGUGGAAAGGCAAAGAUGCUAACCCACAGGAGAGAAAAGCUGCCAUGAAGAAUGCUGAAGCAUUCAUACAGCAGAUGAAUUAUCCUGCCAACACACAGAUUCAGGUGCUUCCAGAAGGAGGUGAAACACCAAUUUUCAAACAAUUUUUCAAAGACUGGAAGGAUAAAGAUCAAAGUGAUGGCUUUGGCAAAGUAUAUGUCACAGAGAGAGUGGCUAAAAUUGAGCAGAUUGAGUUUGAUGCUACAAAGUUGCACGAGUCUCCACAAAUGGCUGCCCAGCAUAACAUGAUAGAUGAUGGCUCAGGGAAAGUACAGAUCUGGCGUGUGGAAAGCAGCGGCAGAGUUCCUGUGGAACCUGAGACGUAUGGACAGUUCUAUGGCGGUGACUGUUACAUCAUCCUCUAUACUUACCCUAAAGGGCAGAUCAUCUACACAUGGCAAGGAGCCUGUGCUACAAAAGAUGAACUGACUGCAUCUGCAUUUCUGACUGUUCAGCUGGACCGGUCAUUGAAUGAUCAGGCUGUGCAGAUUCGAGUCAGUCAAGGCAAAGAACCACCCCAUUUACUGAGCCUGUUCAAAAGUAAACCACUUAUUGUCUACAAGAAUGGGACAUCCAAGAAGGAAGGUCAGAAACCUGCUCCACCCACACGGCUCUUCCAAAUCCGCAGGAACCUAAUGUCCAUUACCAGGAUUGCCGAGGUUGAUGUUGACGCAAUGUCACUGAAUUCCAAUGAUACCUUUGUUCUGAAACUUCCAAACAACACUGGUUACACCUGGGUGGGAAAAGGAGCAAACAAAGAAGAGGAACAAGGAGCUCAAUACAUUGCCAGUGUUCUUAAAUGCCAGACUGCUAAGAUUAAUGAAGGCCAGGAACCAGAGGAAUUCUGGAAAGCACUUGGAGGUAAAAAAAAAUAUCAGACUUCAUCACAGCUUUUGACAAAGGCUGAAGAUCAUCCCCCUCGCCUGUAUGGUUGUUCUAAUAAGACUGGCAGAUUUAUUAUUGAGGAAGUCCCAGGAGAAUUCACUCAGGACGAUUUGGCUGAAGAUGAUGUCAUGUUGCUGGAUGCUUGGGAGCAGGUUUUUGUCUGGAUUGGGAAAGAUGCUAAUGAAACUGAGCGACAGGAAUCCGUUAAAUCUGCCAAACGCUAUAUUGAAACAGAUCCUUCUGGCAGAGAUAAGGGGACCCCCAUCGUCAUCGUGAAACAGGGGCACGAGCCCCCAACCUUCACGGGCUGGUUCCUGGCUUGGGACUCCAAAAAAUGGAAAAACUGACCUACCCAAGGGAGCUUCAGCUUCAAGCCAAAGAAUCAUGAGUGCACAACUAUUUUCUAGUAUUUGUAAGCAUAAGCUUAUGCAACAAUAUGAUGCAGAUGUUGUUACCCUUUCCUGAGCUUUGAUAUGUUAUAUGAAUAACUUAAGAAUUCUCAGUGCUGGAUAGGAUAAAUGAUAAUUUUCAGGUGAGGUGGGUGGGGCUUUUCAUGUAGGCAAUCUGUAACCUAUGAAUUCUUCACAAAGCAGCUGUGGAUCAGUUUAUUUUACUGUGCUAAAAUGGACCAAAUUCUGCCUUCCCUUAAAAAUUCAAACCAAUGCCAAAGAAACUCCUUUAGUGUAAGGUCAGCAUAGUUUUGUGCGUAAUUUGGCCGGUGUAGAAUUUCAGAUGAUGCCUGAUCCACAGCUUGGUCUUGCAGGGGGCAAACAAGAGAUGAGUAUUUUGACAAAGCUGUUCUUAACACAUUUGUUUGCUAUUCUUGGUCUAGAUAUUAUAACUGGAGCUUAGGAUUGUACACUUGUGAGAAUAUGAAGGUGUUUUGUGGUUGGGUUUGUUGUUGUUGUUGUUGUUUUUUAGAUUCUAUCUAGCUCAUUUUAAUGGAUUUCUUAAGGUUUCUCUAUGCGAACCAGCCUCCAGCUCCAGAUCUUUCCAACUGAAGCUCUCAUACACAUUUUAGGGCACUACUUAUUAGUGGAAGCAGAAGUAACAGCUUCAAAAAUACUUACUCUGCCUUAACCAGACUGCACUGAAGCCAUACUUUCUCUCGGUUGCCUUACUCAGCAGUCCCUUGUUCUUUCAUAGCACGGAGUUUGUUCACAUUGUCAGGUACAGUGUAUGUUUCCAACUCAUUUUCUAAACAGGUCUCAGUCAAAUAUCAGCAUGGAAACUCCUUGUUUCAGCAGCAUUCCUGACAACCUGGAGUAUGAGGAAGCACAUUAUAAUCUUCUCUCAGACAGUUGUUUUGGAUUUUUUUUUUUGUAUUCUGAUGAAGAGUACAUUAUCAAAGUAUGUUUUUUUUAAUUUGUAGUUUAGCCAGAAAAGUCUCCUUAAGGGCAUUAGGAAAAGUCCUGCUACAAAUCUAUAGCACUGCUUUAAACUAGAAUGCUUGUUUUAAACAAUUUGUACAGCAGUAAAUCAUGUCAAUGCGGCUUUUUAAUGAAGGCUUUUCAUCUCUUUUGUUGUUCUCAUAAGAUAAUUUGGCAAGUGAACAUUUUAGCUGUUUUUUACUUUUUUUUAAAUGAUUGUGAUUUUGAAUCUGAGUAAUGCAAAACAGUGAAUUUAGUCUGAGCUCAUAACAACGUUGACCAAAAAAUAAAGAGAAGCUAAAUCAAUUAAUUCGGGGAGCUUUUUCGGCUUUAAACAUUUGUUUAAGUCCUUUCUUAAGUAACUGGGCUGUAUCUGGAUGUCAUUUCAUUUUAAAUAAAAUCAUGAAACAAUGUUAUAUGCAAAA